Molecule: messenger RNA, 4363 nt
Organism: Papaver somniferum (opium poppy)
Lineage: Eukaryota; Viridiplantae; Streptophyta; Magnoliopsida; Ranunculales; Papaveraceae
Product: aldehyde dehydrogenase family 2 member B4, mitochondrial-like
Exons: 8
Coding region: 2789-3463 (224 amino acids)
Molecular function (GO): aldehyde dehydrogenase (NAD+) activity
Source: RefSeq, a predicted model, not a curated record
AUUAGUUAUACAGGUCUUGGUCUGAGUUAUUGAGAUUUUUUACUUGUUUGCUGACAUUGUUGUAAUUGUCAACGUGAAGCCUAUAUCUGAAAUCAUUAGUUUGAUUCUUAUACCAAACUCGAUAUCCAGUUAAAACAAAUAUAGGCUAACAAACCAAACUCGAUAUCCAGUUUGUGGAAUAUAUCUGUAUCUUUGUAAUCUACUUAAAAGUUGUUUUGGGUACUUUGUUGAAGUUGACUCUUUGGGUGGAGAAAUUUGAAAUCCGAAUUCAACCUUUUGGUCUCCGUAUCGAGAAAAAAAUUUAAAUUCAAAAUCCCAUCGUGUUUCAGUUCUUUCUCUCUUUCUUGGAUACAACUAGAACAACAGAAAAAGAAAAGAACAUUAAAAGAAUUAUAGAGAUCUAUAGAGUUACAAUUUAAAGGAAGAAGAAAGAGUAGAUACAAAUCGAUCCCUCCAAAACAUGGUAAGUUUUCAAAUGAAGUUAAAAUCAUGUUUGAGUCUCGAUUGAUACAUGCUUUUAAUUUGAAUUUUAGUUGUUUUUGUAGAUGUAUUGGUGUUAGAAAAAAGCGUUGCCCUAAGAUUAUUUUACAUGGGUCUUGAUCUUUUUAUGUUCUUUAACAUCUCAUUUUCUACAUUCACAACAAGGUAAGUUUCGGAUAUAUGAGUUAUACCGGUAGGUAUAUAGUGAUUUUCUCUUUCCCCAUUUUCUCAAAUAAAAAUAUGAUGACGACCGAUGCUCUUUCUUCCUGUAUAUGCAGGCUGUUGAAACAUUUCUUCAUUCCACCGAUGGUAAUUCAUCUUCUAGAGGUAUUUUUAAUGGGUCUAUUUUUCUAUAAGUGUAAAGAUUAUUGGAUUUUUUGCAUUUAAAUGUUUUAGAAUUUUCAGUUAUCAGAAAAUCCCAAUUUGCAUCCAAACCCAGUAAUUGGUUUUCUCACCGAAUACCCACUUUCCUAAUUGCAGCUUCAUUUUUUUUUUCUUUGCCAAAAAUUGGUUGUGACGGCCAAGAUCGUUUUGCGGCAGCAGUAUACUGCCGUUAACAUAAAUUAGGGUUUUGUAACUCGCGCGGCCAACCCACUUUGGGAUAUCGUCUAGUGGCUCCGCUUACGAGUUGGAAGGACUCUGAUUGGCCGAAGCAUUAGUGGGCCCACUGGUGUGCAUGAUGGUGCUUGUCCGACCAUGUUAGGAGGUGGAUAGACUUGAUAAAUCAAUCGGCCAAAACGUACGGCCGUGAUCGUUUUAAGACUAACAUGGGCAGCCUGUAUUAGAUUCCUUAAGGAAUUAGGUGUGUCGACCAAGCAACUUCCAACUUUAUUUAAAAGUGUGUCUGGCGCUUUAGGAGUGAUCUGAUUGGUCGGUAGGAAAGAAGAGCCAAUGGCCAACAAAAUAUGAGAAGGAGCCGCGACAAGGGGAGUUCGAGUUGGGGAAAGUUGACCGGCCAAGGGGCGGGGCCGAUCUCUUUCCGCCACAGCCCUAGUCAGUCACGGUUCCCUCUUUUUCUUAUUUCCAAUUUUUGGUAGGAUUUGCUCCUAUUAGUUCCAUGUUGGAUCAAUUUCCUAGCGUUCCUAGGAUUAGUUUCGACCAAUAGGGUUCGAAAUAUCGCGCAGGGCGCAAAAAACCUAAUUUUUGCAAACAGGUAAAAUUAGGUUAGAAAAUUGAAUUCCGUUAGCUGACACAAAAUUAAACAAUUUUCGAUAAAUUAUUUGUCCGUUGGCACAAGAAACCUCUUUAUCAGAGAGUGGUGCAACUUGCGUUUCUUGAGUAUAUUCAUGCAGAUCUUAAUACUGAACUUUCACCCUCCUGGUUGGAUUGCCGCACUGAGUUGUCUAAUCCCAGCUCAGCAUUCAAGACAUCAAAUUUAUUUGGCGAAAUAACUACAGUGGUUUCAUUUAAAGCAUUGUAGAUUGGGUACACGAAGAGAUGGACUGUAAUGCACUUAUGUUGUUUGUAGAAAUGCUACUUGAGAAUCAUCAUUUUUAGUUAAACUUUGAUCUUUACAUCGUUUUGCGGGGUAUGUGGAGUUAGGACCUGAACACGGAGGUAAGUUAUACGGAUUGAUUUAACCUUCUCUACUGUAAAAUGUUGAACAUAUACAUGGGUUCUAAGAGCAUAUGUAUGAAAUUCAACAUGCCUAAUAUGCUAAUUUUUGUAUUUGACAAAUGUCUAUCUAUGAAAUUCUAAGCAUCACUCUCUAGGAUAAUAACAGCUUAUGUAAUCAACUACUCCAAGUUCUUAAAUUCUACUUUACUACAAUUAGACUGUUUUUCAAUUUUUUACAUUGUUUUCCUUCAUAGGAAAGGUCAAGGGUACUUUUCCGCUUUGCGGAUUUGAUCGAUAAACAUACCGAUGAACUUGCAGCACUUGAGACGUGGGACAGUGGAAAGCCCCAUGAAGUUCUCACGUCUAUUUAGAUAUUAUCCGGGCGAGUUAAAUUUAAUUUUACUUAUGUCAACUGUAAUCACUUUUUAGAUUGACUUGAAUGUUUUAAGAUUUUGUUUUGCUUGAAACGUACCAGGAUGGAAAGAUAAGAUUCAUGGUCUCACAGUUCAGGCUGAUGGUCUGUACCAUGUGCAAACCCUACAUGAGCCCAUUGGAGUUGCUAGACAAAUUAUUCCGUGGAAUUUUCCACUUCUCAUGUUUGCGUGGAAGGUCGGACCCGCUUUAGCUACUGGUAACUGUUGUGUCCUAAAGACAGCAGAACAAACGCCGUUGUCUGCUCUCUAUGCGGGGAAGCUGCUCCAUGAAUUGGGUUCUGUUAAUUCAUUGGCAACGGUUUAGUCCUCAUUUCUGAAUGCAUGCUUUAGGUUUCUUAGUUCUGUGUUGUUCAUUGCAGGCCGGCCUUCCUGAGGGUGUUCUGAAUGUGAUUUCUGGAUUUGGUCCUACGGCUGGUGCAGCACUUGCCAGUCAUAUGGAUGUAGACAAGCUUGCCUUCACAGGAUCAACUGUAACCGGCAAGAUUGUUACUGAACUUGCUGGUAGAAGCAACCUUAAGCCAGUUACUCUGGAGCUUGGAGGGAAAUCCCCAUUCAUUGUAUGUGAAGAUGCCGACAUUGACAAGGCUGUUGAAACCGCCCACUUUGCUCUGUUCUUUAACCAGGGACAAUGCUGCAAUGCCGUGUCUCGUACUUUUGUACAUGAAAAAGUGUAUGACGAGUUCAUAGAGAAAUCAAAGGCUCGUGCUAUGAAACGUGUUGUUGGUGAUCCCUUCCAGAGGGGUGUCGAACAAGGUCCUCAGAUUGAUUUAGAGCAAUUUGAGAAGGUUAUGAAUUACAUCAAAUCUGGCGUUGAAAGUGGUGCUACCAUUGAAACUGGCGGUGCGAGAUUUAGCGAUAAGGGCUUCUAUAUUCAGCCUACUGUCUUCUCAAAUGUUCAGAAGAAGUCUGAACCAAGAGAGGAAACUAGACUACUGUUUUUUGGGUACAAUAUAGAUGUGUUCGCCAUUGGUAACUUGGAGUUAGAUAACUGAAGUGGCUCUUCUGUGCAGGUAGAUGGGAGCAUUCUUUUACUGAAAAACAAUCCGUAUGAUUAAGUCAUGGAGGUAAUUUAUCCUAAAUUUUGUUUUAGUCCUCAAGAUUAUUAGGUUAGCAAAUUAUUCACCAGUUGCGAUAACUAGGUGUGCCUCCAUAGGAAAGUUGGGAUUUCAUUUCAGCAUGCCUUUGGCUAAUAUUUUUUUUUUACAUCGUACAAGCUGGCAACUAACAAAUCAAAUUUUAAUCUAUUGCGUCAUAUAUUAUAGAUAUCUCAUUGAGUGGGUGGAAUUUCCCAUUCACAAACUCCUGGUAAGUUCAUUUGAUUAUGCUUGGAGCCUAUUUUUGCUGAAAUUUGUUGAUAUUAACCUUUGGAUUUCACUUUCUUGCGACGUAUUACACUUAAUGAUCUUUUUGCUGCCGGAUUAUGCCGUUGACGAUCUUUCUCUGGUUGGGAUUUAAUGGUUGGAGGUUGGGACUUGAGAUUAUAGUGCUGAAUCCUUACCAAGUCUUCAAGGAAGCUACACUGCUGCUGUCAGAAGCCGAUGGUUAGCAGCCAUCAUAAGAACCAGUUUAUAAAAUCAAAACAACAAGAUAUGGCACAUACGAAAAGAAAUCACUAUAAUUCUAUGAUGUUGAGGAGGAAUGCGGGAAACUUGGUCCAGUGGAGCUAGUUAAGGUAUGCGAGAGCCAUCCUCAGGGAGUUGCUGGUGAGAUUUAAAGAUACUAAUUACUAAGGAUGCUUACAAGUGUAUAUAGAGCUAAUGAAUGGAAGAUGGUAAGUACUGCAGCACUUUUGCGUACAAAAUUCUUUUUAUCAUUAUAGUUGUUAGAGUUCGACAGUAAACUAAGUUAGUCUUAUUGAAAUCAAGAGUAACUCAUGUAUACCAUGUGCAGAU